AUGGCCGUACAUCAACAGAUGCAUUCUGAUAUAACAUGGUAUAGUACCAACUUUGAUCACGUCACCCAACGCUGUAAAGAGCUGUUUGAUAAUCUGGAGGAAAGAAGAAGCAGCUUUAGACAAAAAGCAAGUCAAUUACAAGAAGAUUAUAAGCAGAAUAUUAAUAAAAUGAAAGAAAUGAAUGAAAAUUUAACAUCUUGUCUUCAAUCUCUUCAAGAUUUACAUGAUAGCCUCAGAAAAGAACAUCAGGAGCUCCAAAUGUCACAUGACACCCUCACAGCAAAUCAUCAGAAGCUUUUGAAGUCACAUGAUACCAUUACAGUUAAUCAUCAGAGGCUUAGAAACUCACACACUAGCCUCAGGAAGGAACAUCAGGAGCUUCAGGAAUCAAAUACAACGCUCACAAUUUCUCAUGAAGAGCUUCAAACAUCUCAUGAUAACCUCAGAAUCACUCAUCAGCAGGAAGUCACUCGACACCAAAAGUCACAGGAAGAGAAUGAGAACAGACUACAAGAGGUUAAUCAAAGAUUAGUUCAAGCACAGAUAGAACUAGCAGCAAAACAAAAUGAAGUGACUAAAUUACAAAAUACGCUGCAAAAAUUGGAAAAUAAUUGGAAGGUCAGUCACACAGAGGUAUCACUGUCAAAGAAAGAGCUAGGCAGAGGAGGCUGGGGUGUGAUCUGGAUGGGAGAGUUUAGGGGACAAAGAGUUGCUGUGAAACAAAUGCAUGAGCUGAUUAAAAGUGAUGAAUAUAUGGAGCUCCUUCAUAGAGAGAUAAAUACAAUGUCUCAGUUGCGUCAUCCUAAUCUCCUCCAGUUUAUAGGAGCUGUAUUAGACCAUCCAUCAGGUAAUCCUAUGAUUAUCACUGAAGUAAUGGAUACCUCAUUACGGAGUGCAUAUGAGAGGAAGGAGCUUACUACUGAUCCUGGCU
Molecule: messenger RNA, 931 nt
Organism: Amphimedon queenslandica
Lineage: Eukaryota; Metazoa; Porifera; Demospongiae; Haplosclerida; Niphatidae
Product: dual specificity protein kinase shkE-like
Exons: 1
Biological process (GO): necroptotic signaling pathway; protein phosphorylation
Molecular function (GO): ATP binding; protein kinase activity
Source: RefSeq, a predicted model, not a curated record